CUCCGCCUCCGCCAUUGACAGCGUUGACCAAGUCAGCCGCUCCAGCCUCUCCAAGCGGCUAGGUGAGCAGCCGCUGCUACUACCCUCAACUGCUCCACCUUCCAACGCCAUUAAGGCGAGGCGAACCACCGGAGCAGCAGCAGAGCGCGGCCGAUCCCCUCCCCUCCCCUCCCCCAUCUCGACGCCGGCGGCGAGCGAGCCCCCACAGGUUCCGUGAGAUCCGGGCCAUGGCGCACGCGGAUGCGGACGCCGGGGACCUCCCCCCGCCCCCCGCGAAGAAGAAGAAGUCUCCCACCGAGGAGGAGGCGGAGAAGAGGAGGAAGAAGCUUACUCCGGGGAGCUUGAUGAAGGGGCUUAUUCGGUCUGGUGGGGGUGACGCGACCCCUGCGGAGGGAGAUCAGGUUAUAGUUCAUUGCACGACUCGGACAAUAGAUGGCAUCAUUGUCAAUUCUACAAGAAGGGAGCAUGGAGGUAAAGGGGUCCCGCUCAGGUUUGUCUUGGGGAAGAGCAAAAUGAUCCUUGGCUUUGCUGAAGGCUUUCCAACAAUGCUGAUGGGUGAAAUUGCGAUGUUCAAAAUGAAGCCUCAGAUACACUAUGCAGAGGAGGAUUGUCCAGUUACAGCUCCUGACGGCUUUCCAAAAGAUGAUGAACUUCAAUUUGAGAUUGAGAUGUUGGAUUUCUUCAAAGCCAAAAUUGUGGCUGAGGACUUAGGGGUUGUAAAGAAGAUAAUUGAUGAAGGCAAGGGGUGGGAAACACCGAGGGAGCCAUAUGAAGUGACAGCACGGAUAACUGCAAGAACAGGAGAUGGCAAAGAACUUCUUCCCAGUAAAGAAGAACCCUAUUUCUUUACUAUUGGUAAAUCUGAGGUACCUAAAGGGCUUGAAAUGGGAAUUGGGUCAAUGGCACGUGAGGAAAAAGCAAUUAUUUAUGUUACAAGUGCCUAUUUGACAAACUCUUCACUAAUUCCGCAACUUGAAGGUAUUGAAGAAGUUCAAUUUGAAGUUGAACUGGUUCAGUUUGUUCAGGUGAGGGAUAUGCUUGGCGAUGGCCGCCUCAUAAAACGGCGUGUAGUUGAUGGAAAAGGUGAAUUUCCUAUGGACUGUCCUCUUCAUGAUAGCUUGCUAAGAGUGCAUUAUAAAGGGAUGCUCCUUGAUGAACCAAAGUCAAUAUUUUAUGAUACCCGAGUUGAUAAUCAUGGUGAACCAUUGGAGUUCUGUUCUGGAGAAGGCCUGGUACCUGAAGGAUUUGAAAUGUGCGUUCGACUAAUGCUUCCUGGUGAAAAAUCUAUUGUGACCUGCCCUCCAGAUUUUGCAUACGAUAAAUUUCCAAGGCCAGCGAAUGUUCCUGAAGGAGCUCAUGUUCAAUGGGAAAUUGAAUUACUUGGAUUUGAAAUGCCCAAGGAUUGGACUGGUUUCACCUUCCAAGAAAUCAUGGAUGACGCAGAAAAAAUAAAAACCACGGGUAAUCGACUGUUUAAAGAAGGGAAGUUUGAGCUAGCUAAGGCGAAGUAUGAAAAGGUGCUUAGAGAGUACAACCAUGUGCAUCCUCAAGAUGAUGAUGAGGGGAAAAUCUUUGCUAAUUCAAGAAGUUCUCUACAUCUAAAUGUAGCUGCUUGCUACCAGAAGAUGGGUGAGUAUAGAAAAUCUAUUGACACAUGUAACAAGGUGCUAGAAGCAAACCCUGUGCAUGUGAAGGCUCUUUAUCGCCGAGGUAUGUCCUACAUGUUAUUGGGGGACUUUGAUGAUGCAAAGAAGGAUUUUGAGAAGAUGAUAGCUGUCGACAAGUCCUCAGAGCCUGAUGCUACAGCUGCCCUUAAUAAACUUAAACAAACAAUUCAGGAAACUGAAAAGAAAGCGAGGAAGCAGUUCAAAGGGCUGUUCGACAAGAAGCCAGGCGAGAUUUCCGAAGUAGGUGUAGGAGAGCCAGAGGGCAACAAGACUGACACGACAGGCUCAGGCGAGGCAGCGUCAACUGCUGACAGAGACACGGAUGCAAAGGAGGCUAUUCCCCGUGCAGAUUCAGGGUUGGCCUUCGAGGAAGAGAGGCCCGGACUUCUCGCCCGCAUCUGGCCUUCAGCGAGUCGGAUCUUCUCCUCGCUUGGGCUCAACAGGUGCACAAUCCUCUGAUGCACCACCAGUAUUCAAACCACUACAAACAGCAGCCAGAAAAGUCGCCCAGCAAAGCCCUGGAACGCAUUACACACGCAAAAUUAUCACCUUGGAUAUAUAUCUCUAAAAAUUAUACUCCAUUACAUGGUGUAGGCUGAUGACCUAUAAAUGAGGUAGGCGUAGUAGUAACGAGUUAGUUAAGGACAUACGGAGUAUUACUGUGGAAAUGCAUUUGUGCCUGCCAUGAUAAGAAUCA
Messenger RNA from Oryza sativa Japonica Group (Japanese rice), 2364 nucleotides. Its product is annotated as peptidyl-prolyl cis-trans isomerase PASTICCINO1. Gene Ontology annotation, molecular function: peptidyl-prolyl cis-trans isomerase activity; protein binding. The record is from RefSeq and is a predicted model, not a curated record. Lineage: Eukaryota; Viridiplantae; Streptophyta; Magnoliopsida; Poales; Poaceae.